AUGGACGACCCAUCAGACGCCAUUGUCGAAACAAGACAAGACCUCAUGGUUUCACCAACCGAGCACGAUUUCAGAACUGCCCAUUUCCUCAAACCGUCUGCUCCUCCAACAACCACCAUUGAAGAAGCUGAAGCUCCGCCAUUUUUCGACUCUUCAACGACAAAAACUUCAAAACCCAGAAACAGAAACUCCCCAUUAGAGGUGUCGUUUGAUGGGUGGCUUUUCCCUCAAGAAAAGUGGAAAAACUGGGUCAAAAAGCUCUCCCCCAAGUACAAGCAAACAUGGGAAAGAGCGGGGAUUUACAGAGCAAUAAUGGGGUCCACUUACAAAGUUAACAAAUGCCCAGAUUUGGUGCUGGAGCUGGCCAAGAAAUGGUCUCCCAAAACCAACACUUUUGUCUUCGAUUUCGCCGAAAUUACAAUCACUUUGGAAGAUGUCAUGCUUUGCGGAGGUUACUCUGUUCUGGGCUGUCCUGUUUUCAACCCACUUGAGGCUUCUUUUCUGAGUCCUUCUGAGCGUGAAGAAAUGGAAGAAACAGAGCAAAAACUGAACGAAGAAAGAUUAGUUCUUACCAAGUCUAAGGCCAAGAAACCUUGUCACUAUCCUUGGAUGAGAAUUUUCAUGGAGGAGAAAGAGAGAAAGAGUGAGAUUGAGCAUGAGGCGUUUCUCUCUCUAUGGCUUUCAAGGUUUGUUUUUCCUGCUUGUUUUAGAACUGUAAUGCUCAAACAUCUUUUCCCACUUGCGAUUCGUUUGGCUAGAGGGACUAGAAUCGCUUUGGCACCGGCUGUUUUGGCUAGUAUUUAUAGGGAUUUGAGCCUUUUGAGAGAAAAAAUGUUUGCUUCGAGGGAUUCUAAUGAUGGUAGUAAAGUUGUGGUUUGGGCUCCUUUUCAGUUGGUUCAAGUCUGGGUUUAUGAGAGAUUUGUGUUGUUACAGCCUGAGAGGAAUUUAGGUGAAUUGGGUCAAACAAGGCUAGCUCAAUGGCAUAAGGUUAAGAAGUUGGAAUGUGAGGAUGUAAAGGCUGUUUUUAACUCUUCUGGCGAGUUUUUCAUAUGGAGGCCUUAUACCAUGGAAAUGGAGAACUGGGUUCUUCCCAAGUUUUACAGAGAUAAAGAAGAGUGGUUGUUGGUUAAUGAGGGUUUGGACGAAGAAUUGGAGUCGUUUGCGCUGUGUUUGAGGGCUUCGGAGUUGGUGGGCAUCGAUCAGUCGGGUCAUUUUGUUGAGAAGUAUCUUCCACAUAGAGUGGCAAGGCAAUUUGGGAUGGACCAAGAUUUGCCGGGCAGUGUGAGUUGGUAUAAUCAGACUCAUUUUGUUGCUUGGAAAAGUUACAAUAAGCCUUUGAACUUUGAGAAGCUGUAUAUUCAAUCGAGGUUUUUCAGUCCUGGUGUUACCUAUAGAUACUUUGAGUGGUGGAAUAGAUGGAAAUCGGGUGGCCAAGAUGCAGUUGGGCCGAUGUGUGGUGCACUGUCAAAGAGACCGAAAAAAGAGAGCAAUACUACUUCUGUCCCUCCUAGUUUUCCUCCAAAGUGUAAUGAUGUUGAAGUAGGAGGUUCUCAUCUGGAUGACAAAGUGACACAUGAGAAAAUGCUUGGAACGGUUGAUGCGAAAAGGCCCAAGAAUGGAAGUUGUUUUUCGGGUAGUGUUAUAAAGAAGAAGCGUCCGAUGGAACCAGUUGAGGAAAAGGGCGCUGUGGAUAACAAAAGGAAGAGAUUAAGAGAAGAGACUGGUGACUCAUCUUGUCAUCUUGUUUUUUCUCAAAAGUCUAAUAAAGCUAAAUUUAGGGGCUCUGAUCCGCAGGGCAAGUCGACACUCGCAGAAAUGUUAAGGCCUAAACACAUUGAUGAUGGAAAUAUUCCACAGAAGGAGGGUCCUUCUUCAAAUGUUGUAAAGGAGGAGACGAUGGAAAAUAGGGCGUCAAUGGAAGACAAAAGGAAAAGAUUGAGAGAGGAGAAUGAUUUAUCUUGUCCACCGGGUUUUUCGCAAAAGCAUAACAGUAAAGUUGAAGUAAGGGGAUCUGAUCCGGAGGACAGGUCGACAUUUACACAAAUGUUUAGAUCUCGGAACAUCAUCGGCCGAAGUGUAAAUGGUAAUCCUUCGCCUAUAAGGAAACCAUUUGAGAAAGAGGCUUCCAAGGAAGAAAAAGUUGAUAUUGGGGGCUCUGAUGUGGAGGACAGGUUGACACUCACACGAAUGGUCAAAUCUAAAAACAUCUACAGAAGUGUUAAUGGAAGUCCUUUGCCUAUGACGGAACCGGUUGAGGAAGAAGCUGCCUUGAAAGACAAGAAAAGUGAAGUGGUGAGCGAAGAAGAAAGAUUGAAUGAUAAGAAAGGAGAGAGCGGAGAGCUUUGUGAGUUUAAUUUAGAUGGAGUGGACGCGCUUGAAGCUCGGAUUGCGAGGGCUGAGAACUCGAUUGCUAAUAUAAAAGCAGCAAGAAGACACAAAAUGUUAUUUGGUACACGAAAAACUAAAGAGAAACCUGUUGUUCUGGAGGAAUUGUCUGGUUCUGGCUCUAAUAUGGUGUUUACUGACUGA
Messenger RNA from Morus notabilis, 2529 nucleotides. RefSeq lists its product as uncharacterized. Bases 1 to 2529 code for a protein of 842 amino acids. The transcript has a single exon. The record is from RefSeq and is a predicted model, not a curated record. Gene Ontology annotation, biological process: meristem development; meristem maintenance. NCBI's taxonomy places the organism in Eukaryota, Viridiplantae, Streptophyta, Magnoliopsida, Rosales, Moraceae.